Molecule: messenger RNA, 1062 nt
Organism: Candidozyma haemuli
Lineage: Eukaryota; Fungi; Ascomycota; Pichiomycetes; Serinales; Metschnikowiaceae
Product: MDR family NADP-dependent oxidoreductase
Exons: 1
Coding region: 1-1062 (353 amino acids)
Molecular function (GO): oxidoreductase activity, acting on the CH-CH group of donors, NAD or NADP as acceptor
Source: RefSeq, a predicted model, not a curated record
AUGUCUGAGAAAAUCACCCUUGAAAACCCUCCAACCAGCGUCGUCAACUUCAAUUGGGACGAGCCUUCCUCCACCUUCAAGUUGGAAAAGCACACGCCUACUGAAGACGACGUUCCAGAGGGCCAUGUGUUGGUCAGUGUCCAGUACCUCUCCAACGACCCUACCCAGAGAACGUGGAUCCGUGCUGACCAGGACCCAAAGCGUUCUUACCAUCCACCAGUGCAGAAAGGUGCCAUUGUGGAGUCUUUGGGCUUGGGUGAGGUGAUUGCUUCUAAGUCUUCCAAGUACAGCAAGGGCGAUGUGGUUGUGGGUCUUUUGGGCUGGGCCAAGCAGAUUGUCGUCCACGAACAGGCCAUUGCCAAUAAGGUCGACACUUCUUUGGGUCUCCCAUUGCCUCUUUACUUGGCUUCUUUGGGUAUGACUGGUUUGACUGCUUUCUUCGGUUUGACUGAGGUUGGCCACAUCAAGGAAGGCCAGACUGUGCUUAUUUCUGCUGCUUCUGGUGCUACCGGUUCCAUGGCUGUCCAGCUUGCCAAGCACGUCUUUAAGGCUUCUAAGGUGUUUGGUAUUGCUGGUAGCGACGACAAGUGUAAGUGGGUCGAGUCCAUUGGUGCUGACUACUGUGCCAACUACAAGGAAGAGGGCUGGAAGAAGAAGUUGUCUGAGAAGAUCGGCCCAGAUUUCGUUGAUAUCUACUUUGACAACGUCGGUGGUGAGAUCUUGGACUUCUCCUUGUCCCACGUCAAGGGCUGGGGCCGUGUUAUUGCUUGUGGUGCCAUCGCUGGUUACAACGACACCUCCAAGGCCAGAGUCAACAACUGGUUCCAGGUCAUCUCCAACAGACUCACCGUCCAGGGUUUCAUUGUGUUUGACUUCAAGGACAAGAUUCCUCAGGCCGUGCAGGCUAUCUCUGGUGCUUUGAAGGAAGGCAAGAUCAAGUCCACCGAGGGUGUCUCCUUGGAGGAUCUUUCCGACAAGCCAUUCACUGACGUGCCAAAGGUCUGGAACAGAUUGUUCACCGACGAGAAGCCUCUCGGUAAGUUGGUGACCAAGAUCGCCUAA